This is a messenger RNA of Dendronephthya gigantea, 1149 nucleotides long. RefSeq lists its product as uncharacterized. The record is from RefSeq and is a predicted model, not a curated record. Bases 1 to 1149 code for a protein of 382 amino acids. The transcript is spliced from 2 exons. Lineage: Eukaryota; Metazoa; Cnidaria; Anthozoa; Malacalcyonacea; Nephtheidae.
AUGAAGUAUUUGAUAUUUUUGGUUAAUACAGCUGAAUUGAAGGAUCUGCAAAAAGAGCGGAAAAGAAAUAUUGAAAUAGCUAAAAAAAAUACAGCCCCAAUAACCUCAUACUUUGAAAAAGCUGAAAAUGUUGAGAGUGAUGUCUGUGGUGCUGAAGAUAAUCCAUCGACGACUACGAUUUCCGUGGCUGAAGAAGAAUCUCAAUUAAGUACGUCAAAUCAAGAUGUAGACAGUGGGAGCAUCGACAAAAACGCGGAAACUUCUAAUGAUCAAUUAGGACUUUUUAAUCUGGCCAAUAAAUUCCCUACAGACAGAGGGCACUUCCCAUCUUUAAUUGAAGAUGGGAAUUCAAAGAGAUGUAUUCUAAAUCAUGGCCCAUGCAGACCUGAUGGCCCAUUUACUGUGGAAGAUGAACAAGGUAACAUAACCACAACCUUCAGUUCGUCAUAUUAUCAACUUCACACCAAGAACAAAACUUGUCCGAGAUCAUGGCUUUGUUAUUCACCAAUAUUAGGAAAACCAUACUGUGAAAAUUGCUGGCUUUUUGCUGAUCAAAAUCAUGAACGUUUUACAUUCCAAAGUGCAUGGGUAGAUGGAGUUCAGAGCUCAAAAAAACGAUUACCAGCUAAAAUUAGUAAACAUGAAAACUCAAAGCUUCAUAUUGAAGCAUCUGCUGUGUAUCUUAGAUGGAAAGAAGGAAAGACAAUAGAUGAUGAAGCAGAAAAGCAGAAUCGACGUGAAACUAAUUUAUGGGUGAACAUUUUGAGAAGGGUUUUGGGUGUAAUUCUUUGUCUGGCUUUGUUAAAUAUUGCUAUGCGAGGACAUGAUGAAAAAGUAGGAGGAAAUUUUCUGGGUGUAGUGACAAUGUUAAGUGAAUUUGACACUAUUACAAAUGAUGCUAUGUCCUUACCAAAGUAUACGACUCGAUACAUGAGCCCCAAAAUCCAGAAUGAACUGAUCCUAACAACAUCCCAGCUAUUGCAAAAGUCUUUGGUCACUCAGAUAAAUGAAUAUCCAUUUUGGUCAAUUGUGCUGGAUACCACAAGCGACAUAAACAGAGUAGAUCAGCUCAGUGUCACUAUCCGAUGGGUCCAAAUAUUGAGCGAGAGUGUUUCAAUUAAAGAAACUUUCCUUGGUUUUUAUCGGUAA